AUGACAGCCGCAAACCUUCAACAACGACAGUUCACGCUCUUUCACAAGUUCAGCACCGAAGUUCGACCAUCUGAGAUGGUACGACGAGAUGAUCGAAUUCGUUCAAUGACUUGCUCAUUUGAAGAAAUUGCCGAGUUAGAGGAAGAAGAUACUCAGUUCUUCGAGCGAACUUCGUCCGACGGACGAUCACCAUUCGCUGUCGCUUUCGACUCUCCUUUUGCCGAGCGGCGCGGAAGCCCUAGUCGAAGUUUAAAUCUAUCCUGCGCAAGAAAACUCGCCGUACCCCGACUAUGUCGUGGUUUAUCGGACCCUUUCCUGCGACGUCGACUAACACCAACUAUGUUUGAAUAUCUAAGUCCAGACCGACAUGAUGCCGGAUCGCAUUUCUUGACCCUCCCAUCAAUCCCCGAGACUGCUUCAUCGUAA
This is a messenger RNA of Cylicocyclus nassatus, 426 nucleotides long. The record is from the annotation of a GenBank genome assembly. NCBI's taxonomy places the organism in Eukaryota, Metazoa, Nematoda, Chromadorea, Rhabditida, Strongylidae.